Molecule: messenger RNA, 641 nt
Organism: Drosophila elegans
Lineage: Eukaryota; Metazoa; Arthropoda; Insecta; Diptera; Drosophilidae
Product: prisilkin-39
Exons: 2
Coding region: 104-484 (126 amino acids)
Source: RefSeq, a predicted model, not a curated record
GGAUCAGCAACAGUUGAUCGUCGGCUUCCACUCGGUGCAUACAGCUCUAAGAACCCCAAUCCUCAUCCAGGACCAGCCAGAACUUAUCCCAAAAAUUCUAAAAAUGAACUCCCUAACCGUAUUCGCAAUCUUGGCCGCCUCCGUGGCCUUCUGUGCCGGCGAUGUGUCGCACUUGUCGCGCAGCUAUCUGCCCCCCUUGAGCGGUGGCUACACUGGUGGCUACUCCGGCGGCUACUCCUCGUACCCGUCGUACUCGAGCGGAUCCGGAUAUUACUCCGGCGGAGUUGGCUCCAGCUACGCCUCGCCGGUGGUCUCGUCCAGCUACAGGAGCUAUGCGGUGCCGCAGUACACCACUUAUGGCACUCCAUCGCGCACCUAUUUGCCGGCGAACACUGGGUACACCGGCUACACCGGAUAUUCGGGCUACUCCGGCCUAAAUGGCAUCGACACCAAGUACGGCAGCAAUGGCGGCUAUGUCUACUAGGCCAACAUUUCGGGAGGCAUCCUAUCCUGGCCAGCAACAAUGGAGCAAGCGGACAUGUAUAUUCCUAUAAUUUUUUUUUUUUUGCCUCUGCUAAGCUAUUAUUUUGUGCAAUUUAUGAAUACUAAAAUUUUUCAAACGCUUUACACUGAUUAACAUA